ACGAUCAGUGUAGUCGUGGAACUAAAUGUUUUGCAAACUACAAUCGGUCUAAUGAAAUGAACUAUUAUUUUUAUUUAAUAAUAGUGCUUCAAGCCUCCAAAUUAUUUGACAUCACCCAAGCUCAAAAACGUGAUGGUCGAGGAAAAGCCAAGUACAAUCGCAAUGCGGCCAGGCAAAAAAUUGUUCGUUGCUGUGGUGCACUGUCGUGCACUCAAUUCAACGCCAUUUAUAAAGCAACAACUGCAAUAAUUAAUGGUUCCGCCACUUCCGCAUCGACAGUGACGUCGAGAGUGACAAAUGAUCAAGCUACAGAUGCCAAAACCCUAACUGAUGAAACGCAAUUUUCCCAAAUCAGCGAUGCACCUGUUCAACAAGAGGAAACAACGACAACAAUUAUCAAUGAUUUAAACUCAGCUCCAUCUCCGAGUGAACCAAAUUUACCUGUCGUUCCAGACUCCACUACAGAAACUACUUUACCGACCCAGAACGAAAUUCCAGAUCCGAUAACUACAAUGCAAGCAGUUGAAACUAGCUCAUCAACAUUUACGCAACUUGAAAGCACUGCAAAUCCUAAUUUGAAUAUUCCGUCCUCAACGCCAAAUUUACUGACAACAACAGCAAAAAUAGCUGCCCCAACAACUACAACUACUGAGAUGACGACGAUCCUUUUCAUAAAACCAACUACAGCAACGACGAAAGCGCCAGAGGUUUAUCCGAAAUGCCCAACAUUAUGUAAACGUGAUGCAUCACUAUUUGAUCUUGACAAGUCACUAAGAGAUCCAUCUGACCACGGCUUUUGGAGAACUGCGUGUGGAAGUCUUUUUGUUUUUGGAAAAACUCUGGCAAAUUGGCAGCAGAACUUUGACAAAUGCUGCAGUCUAGGAAUGGUGCCAAUUUUCUUCGAGACACAGGCUAAAUUUACGUGCUUCAAUGAUAUGAUAGACGGAUUCAAAUGGCCAUACAAUACUCGGUAUUGGACAUCAGGUUUGCGCGGGAGCCCUUCCACAUUUGCGUUUUGCCAAACCAAAGCAAGCGUAUUAUCGUCCUAUUGGGAGUCCGGGCAACCCAACAAUGUUAACAAGUCAGAAAAUUGUGCUCAGCUUAUAAUAAAGCCAGGAAACGACACAGCCCAGUUGGCCGAUAAGAACUGUGGAGAAAUCAGUGCUUUUGCCUGCAUGGGGCCGACAACACCAAAGCCUGCCUGCACAGCGCCGCAAUGUCCAAAUAUCACCUGCGCCCCUAACAACACCGUUUUUGCGACCAAAGACGGACCUGUGGUCAUCAAAUACUUAAAAGACCCUACAAAGCAUGGGCAGUGGUUUUCAACGGAUGGAAGAUAUUAUGUUUUCAGUUACCCAAGUGACACUCGCACGUACGAACAAUCAAUGAUGGCAUGCUGCUCCAUCGGCUUGAAGCUCAUCAGUGUGCACCAAGAUUUCACUUUUGAUCUGCUAAAAAAUGCUUUUAAAAAUGGAAAAAUAUUACCAGCACAGUUUUGGACAUCUGGUACUGACUUAGGCUGCGAGGGUAACUUUGGGUAUUGCUCAUCAAAUAGACUUCUUAGAAAGGAGGCAAGAUGGGUCCUCGGACAACCAGAUGAUGUAAACAAAACCCAAAAUUGCUUGACAAUCUACGUCAAUAUGACAGAGUCUCGACUGAGUGAUGAGAAUUGCAACCUAAAAAGGCGCUACAUCUGUGAAGGAAAGUCCCCGAGGACAGUCGAAACGAUUCAGAAAGAGUGCGCUGACCUAUACACAUUGACAGCUGAGCAAAUAUCAAGGCUUCUUAACGACACCGCGAAAAAUCUCAAGGAAAAAUGUUUUUUGAAAUGUUUUGGAGAGGAAACGGGAUUUAUGAAGGAUGGAAAGUUGGUGCAGGAAAAAAUACUCGCCGAGUUUCAAUCGUUGUCAAAAGGCGACCUAGACAAGCUUACCGAAUCAUACAGCACCUUCGACUUUUGCACCAAUGUGACAAAGGGAAUGGAUGAUUGUGACAGAGCUUCAGCCCUGAUGAAAUGCGGACAAGACAAUUCGCCAGAACUCAUGUCAAGCCUGGUUGUUAACCUUGAAAAUACAAUUAAGGGUGGCACCGUUAAUGAGGCUGUGGUAAUGUCACCUAACCAGUCAUCCGCAUGUCCUAGUCACACAUGUGUUCAGGAUGCGGAUUUGAAAGCCACUUUUGAUAGAACGCCAGCAAAUUCAUCAUUUAAGUCGAUUUACGGUACUGGAAAAGUAGCCGAAGCAUGUGGCAAAAGGUUCCUGGGCUUGAAUAUGCCAGCCUUGAUGGGAAUUAAUGCAUCAAGGUUUCCUGAAGCUUUUGCAAUUUGCUGCAAAUUUGGCCUCAGACUCUUAAUUCUUGAUACUACUGCAAAGCAAACAUGUUUGAAGGCUCAAACUGGUCUUAUGGAUUUUCCAGCGGGUGUAGGAGGCUACAUAAUUGCUGCUUUCUACAUUGAUCCAAGUGUAAACAAAACGGCAAUAACGUGUCCAUCAGGACAGCUGGUAAUGAACCAAAAGGAAAUACCUGACGUAUCUGCUGGCACACAAGGAUUCUUUCCGACUAUUAGAACAGAUAUAGCUACAGGUAAUUUUGUGAUCGAUCGAUAUGCUGCCUCAAACAAAUUGCUUUGUGAAAGCAAUUGAAAUUUUUAGUCAGGCAUGAGGUCACGUUUUUGAUAUUGUGACGAUGAAAUGAAAAUAUAAAUGAUUUGAUUAAGAAGUAAUUUUUUUACUUUUGAAAAAGUUAAAAUCAUCUCGGUAUAUUAUUGAUAUAAGUUUGUCUUCUUAUACCACUUGUCUAUAUCAAUUAUUAUUUUUUUUUA
Molecule: messenger RNA, 2821 nt
Organism: Neocloeon triangulifer
Lineage: Eukaryota; Metazoa; Arthropoda; Insecta; Ephemeroptera; Baetidae
Exons: 25
Coding region: 57-2642 (861 amino acids)
Biological process (GO): biological process involved in interspecies interaction between organisms
Cellular component (GO): external side of plasma membrane
Molecular function (GO): carbohydrate binding; odorant binding
Source: RefSeq, a predicted model, not a curated record